Colletotrichum acutatum is the source of this 1183-nucleotide messenger RNA. RefSeq lists its product as uncharacterized. NCBI's taxonomy places the organism in Eukaryota, Fungi, Ascomycota, Sordariomycetes, Glomerellales, Glomerellaceae. The transcript has 4 exons. The record is from RefSeq and is a predicted model, not a curated record. Bases 162 to 947 code for a protein of 261 amino acids.
CAACACUCAAUCGUGGUUUACGAUGAGUGUCGAUCAUUGAAAUCCAGAAUGAGUUUACCGAAGCUCACGAUAAAGAAGGUGGGAGCCACGCCGUACGCCAAGGAAGUCACAGCCAACUCUUACCGUCGCAUAAUCUUCACAAUGCAAUUCCGAGCUCUACCAUGUCCUUGCCAUCCCGCAUUUUGAUCUUCUUUAAUCAACAGAUUGUCACCCUAGAUGUAUCACUACAGCGCUUUAGGAAUCAAAGAGACCGGAUUGACCGUGAGCCUCCAUCAGUUGAACAUCGUUCACACCCCGUAGAGUUCGCACCUGGACUCACUGAGCACCGACGACCUCCUACUGGAACCUCCAAUUACCCACCAAGGACGACCGAGUCAUCAGGGAGUGCUCCUGUGACGUUGCCCCCUUCAGCAAUCAAAACGCCUAUUGGUUGCAAGAAAAGAGCCGGUGUCUUUAAGGUGAAGAGGACGGUCGUUCCGCCAAAUCCAGUCGUCCAACGAAGGAACGAGAUACGCGACGUGAUAGAGCCGCUGUUCUCCGAUGCCCCAUUUGUCUUGAUCUGCGAGGGAAAAGAACGAGAUGCUGUCAUCUCCACCAUCAGACUCACAGAUGCAUUGGAUCCCGUCGAUGUCUGGGCCAAAUUGUCUGGAGUCGCGCGGCAGUGCACUCGGCGGUGGAAACGAUUGCUGGGCCCUGUGAGGCUUGAGCUGGUAAAUUUGAUAAUUAUCGGCCGGCACGCCCAAAGACCGGGUGCAUUCCGGGGACAGUUCCAGAUCGUCAACAUUGCUGAAAGAAUCGAGGCGCUCCAAAAGUUGAUCAGCAACUACAACUAUGACAUCACCGAACCAUCGAAUCCCGACGAGAGGCGACAUGAUUCACGAGGCAUGGGGAGAAGACUCCAAAUUUCCCAAACUCAGCAGUUGCGGCGUCCAAAUUCAUGUGGAUAGGUUGAAAGAGCUUUCAAAGCUCAAAAUGGCCUCAACCUGGAAUAUGCUCCUGGCCUAUCCAGAGCUAGCCGUGGGCAACGAUAUGCUUUACGAUAAAUGGAUAUACUCCUCAAAAGACAUCAUACCACCUGUUGAAGCUGCCGUGAUUCGUGCAGUGGCGGAAAUUGAGUUUGUCGGCUUCCGAAUCGUCGAAUGGCCUUAUGCCAGCUUUAGCACGCCAUCUGUGAUACUCUUGG